This is a messenger RNA of Penaeus vannamei (Pacific white shrimp), 1119 nucleotides long. Lineage: Eukaryota; Metazoa; Arthropoda; Malacostraca; Decapoda; Penaeidae. The record is from RefSeq and is a predicted model, not a curated record.
UGGCGCUCGUGUUAGAGUGACUCGUUUGAAUCGCGAGCGUUCGUUGCGGAAUUAAGUGUCAUGGACUGUUUUGGUUGCGUUUUGAUUCGUUUUACUUGAUUCCUUGCACGUCAAACAGCAGCGACGGCCGAUCAGUGGUGGGUUUCAGUGGGGACGCGAAGGCGAAAUUGCGCAUCAGAUUUCCUUGAGCUCGAAUCCAGGAGUAGCUCCAGUGGGAUUCGCCUCCAGUCUCCACAGUCCGCCGAGCCUCGAGGAAGCGAAGCAACCUCACGACGAAGCCCUCGGAAGACUUCGAGCUCCUUCCACCCCUCGGAAACGCCCCCUGGACGAGGAUGAAGCCGCGCCGAAACCACGUCCUUUGCCUGUUGCUCUUGAUGGCCUCGGGGUUCCUGCAGGACGCCGCUGGAGAGCCGAUCGUGGCCAAGUGUCCUCCGAGCGACGCCGAGGACACCUCCAACGAGUUCUGCAAGUGCGACCAGAACCCCUCCAGGAGCAACCGCGUCAUCACCAUCAAGUGCAAGUUCAACGACAAGGAGGACGUGCUCCUGACGGACGAGCUCUACCCGUUCCGCAACCAGACCCUCAUGACCGCCUACGUACGUGUCGAGAACGCGUCGAGUGUCCACGUGACGGAGAGCUUCCUGAGGGAGUGGCAGCAGGCGCCCUCCAUCGCCCUGGACGUGUGGCGGGGCGGCAACCUCACCCUCGACCCGACGCCCGAGCAUGAUAAUAUCAAGAGAUUCGCUCCUACAAGACCUUCGUCGGCGUGGGCAUCGUGAAGUGCUACGUGCCCGAAAUACCCUCGAUGUUCCUGCGCGAACCGAGCUCGUGGAGGCUUCCGGCUGAAGGGCAGUCGCGUCGGAGUCCUCAGGGAAGGCUUCCUGCACAAUAUUGAAGAGAUGAGAUACCUUGUAUUCGAAGACACAGUUGUGGACAAGGUGGUGGGUUCUGUUGCAACUGAAGGCUAUGUGACCCUCAGUAAGCGAGAACUACACAGCUGGAUUGGUCUCCGUCUCUCUAACGUCUCUAUAAACAGCCUAGCUAAAAAUGCCUUCAACCUCACACAUAAGUCUGACAUGGAGACAGCUAUGGUCGUCAACAGCAUGCUAGGGACUGUGG